GUUUCUUCUGCCCUAUGUGUCUGCACCACUUUACACGCUUACACGCUAGAUGAAGUUGUAGCUCCAAUCUUCAACCAUGAAAACAAAGAAAGAUGCUGUCCCAGAUUCACGUCUUAAACGAAAGAAGAUAGAUGUAAAUGAUAAUCUUGGUGACAACGAUCCCGCCCUAAAAGCAAACAAGCAAAGAAAAAAGGACAAGCUAGAGCACGUCCCCUCAGUGAUCCCUGAUGCAGCGUGUGAAAAAAAUGAAGCACAAAAGAAGAAGGACAAGAAGCAGAAAAAGACAGAGCAAACAGAAAUUUCAGAUCCACCCACUUGUCUAGAGAUAGUGCACAAAGGAGAGGAGGAUUUGAGCCCAGAAGAGAGGAGAGCCCUAGAGAGGAAAAUGAAGAAGAUCCUUAAGAAAGAGGAGAAGAAGAGGCUCAAGGAACAGGGGGAGACCCAGCCCAAAACAGAUGCAGGUGGUCCCACUGCUGCUCAACUGGCUCUAGAUUAUCUCACAUGCUGGGCUGAAAACAGGGGAGAGUGGAAGUUUCAGAAGACCAGACAGACGUGGUUACUGCAGCACAUGUUCAACUCUGAACAGGUUUCAGAUGACAAGUUCUCUGUUCUGCUGCAGUACUUGGAGGGGCUUCAAGGGGCAGCAAAGGACACCACAGUUCAAAAGGCCUUAGCCUUAGUUCAACAUUCAGGAGAAGCACCAGACACAGGCGUCCAGCAGAUGGCGCAUCGAGCCAGAGAAGUCAUCCAGCUACUAUCCUGA
Messenger RNA from Periophthalmus magnuspinnatus, 763 nucleotides. RefSeq lists its product as uncharacterized. The record is from RefSeq and is a predicted model, not a curated record. The transcript has 6 exons. The coding region runs from base 77 to 763 and encodes 228 amino acids. Lineage: Eukaryota; Metazoa; Chordata; Actinopteri; Gobiiformes; Gobiidae.